UGUUCCACCAUGAAAACGUUCUAUGCUCUGAUUUAUUGUUUUAUGAUUGCUGUUGUUGAGAAAAACUCUGCAUAUUUUGAAAAAUGCUUUUUCAAAAAUGAUACAUGUGGAUGGACUGUGCAUGAAUCAGUUGUUAUGCCUGGAAAUUAUAUCCUGGUUUGUGGUGUAGGGGGCAGUCUCUACACAUGUUACCCUAGAUACCUAUUUCAAGAUGGUGAACUGUGGACUCGUAGAACGAUUCGAUCCAUUAUUUUGGCAGAACUCCCUUGGUCAAUCAGCGACCAAGUAGAAAAAUUAGACAACAGGUAUGUUUUGGCAACAAAUAGUUUUUCUAAGGAUGUGAUUGGGCAGUAUAACUUCUAUGUGAGCGAUAUCAUCAGUCCAAGGAUUCCAAUGUCGUUAGAGUUUCGCUGUCUGCACUAUUCCCACCUGGUCCUUGGUGACAAUGCAUUGGUCGUUGCUUACAUCACGGACUAUUUUGAACCUUAUGAGAUUUCUCAUUAUUUGAAAACACAUGGAGACUCUUCCUUUAUCAACUUUAGCAGAACUUCGGUUACACUACCAAUUGGAACAGAUUUUAAGCUAGUGUUCAGGGCGAUUCAAGAGAAUUGGAGAGGACUGAUUCUCAUUGACUAUAUUUCAAUAACAAACGGACUUUGUGAAUUCUGCGCUGAAAACGAGUUCCGGUGUAACGACUCCCGGGAUGAAUGUAUUCCUCUUAGUAAGGUGUGUGAUCUUAACAAAGACUGUUUGGGCGGAGAAGAUGAAAAGAACUGCGAUUCAGAAGCUGUUGAAACUGUUUGCAAAGAAAAUAUGAGAACGUCCCGCAACAAAAACCGGACUCUUGACGAAGGCAGUGCUAGUAAUGAUGUCGAUUUUAAUCUUUCCGUUUCCGAUUCUAAUGAUUGUAAGACUAGAGAUUGUUGUCCUUUUUGUGCUACCAACGAUUCUGAGUACUCGUGUCCUACUAAUUGUACCUCUUCUGGACUUUCGUUCAAUUGUACGUCAGAUAAUACACCUGCCUAUGCAACUUCUGUAACAAUUUCUGGUCUUGUCCAGGAUGCAUUGGUAUUCAAUGACAGUUUUUCAAACUUAAGACAAAUCAUAAUCAUUCACUGUAAAUUGCAAUUGUUGAAAAUUGAUCCUAACCUUACUAUACAAACAUUAACUAUAAGCAACAGUACAAUAGAUAUCGCUGAGGUUGACGACUCCACAAGCUCUCUUAGGUUUGUCCGUAUUGAAAACUCAACAUUUGAUGAAGUAAAAUUUUCAUCAGAAUCUGGACUUAAAUUUAACUUCUUUGUUCACAGAAGUACAGUAAAGAACCCGACUCAUAUUUCAUUUGUAACGGGAGGAUUUGUAGAUUUAUCGGAAACCACCGGCUUUCCUCUUACCAUUCCUAAUUAUAUAUAUGAUAUUAACGUUAAACCCACCAUAGUUAAUUUAAGUUCUUGUAACUUGAAUGAGCAACCCAUAUUUAGAAUGAGCAUUAUGGUGCUAGAUCUUAGCCGUAACAAUCUCUCCACGUGGUUUUACUCAUCUUUGUUUCAAAGUUUACAUCUCCAACAUAAUUCAAUUAGAGAAAUCAAUUUUACUAGCGAUUUAAGACAAUCUGAGGCUCAACUACAUUUCUUAGAUCUCUCCUACAACAUGAUAAAGGUGAUAAGAGAACACGACUUUGUAGAUUUACCGAAUCUUCUGCAACUUAUAAUUCGGAAUAAUCGUUUAGAGGAUAUUCACGAAAACGCAUUUUCAUUUAUAACAAAACUGCAUGGUUUGGACUUGUCAUCUAAUAACCUUCAUUCUUUGAAACGUAACCACUUUCUUCGUCUGUUAAACUUACAAUCCCUUGACCUGCGGAACAAUAAAAUACAAUUAGUGGAAGGACUGUUUGAUGGAUUAAUAAGUAUCAAAUAUCUACGAGUGGAUUCUUAUACUUUAUGUUGCGCGCAACCUAAGACGGUGAGUAAAAUACAAUGCACUGCACCAGUAGAUGAGUUUUCCUCUUGCAACAAUUUAAUCGGCAUUCCGUUACUUAUUUCACUGAUUUGGUACAUUGCUCUUUUUGCUGUCUUUGGAAAUCUUUUUAGUCCGUUUUACAGGGGGUUUCUACUAAAAGUUCAGAACCUCUCCCCCUUCGUGAUUUAUUCCAUUAAUUUAGGCUUUGCAGACUUGCUGAUGGGAGUAUACCUGUAUAUCAUAGCCGGGGCUAAUUUAAGGUUUAGUGGUCGUUACGGUUUUGAGGAUGAAGGAUGGAGACACAGUCACAUCUGUACUGUUGCUGGUGUUCUGGCUAGUCUUUCAAGUGAAGCCUCCGCUCUGUUUGUUCUUUUGAUCACAAUUGACAGAAUUAUCAUCAUACGAUCCCAAUUCACUUACAGUCAAAGAAGAAGUUUUGUUUCAAAAGUUACGUCCGCUUUCGUUUGGAUUCUAUCUCUAAUUCUAUCGUUGUUACCACUUUUGGAAAGCGGUUAUUUUGAAAAUUAUUAUUCUAGUUCGGGUGUCUGCAUCUCAUUACCGUUAUCAGUACAACGGAAGUCAGGUUGGGAAUAUUAUAUGGCAUUAUUUGUUGGAACCAAAUCUGUUAUUUUCCUAGCAGUUCUUUUGGGGCAACUUGUUAUAGUUGUUUAUGUUCUUCACACGAGAAAGGAUGUUUAUUUACGUUACACUAUACAACAAAGAGAAGAAGUUACCUUAACAAAGACAAUGGUGGCAGUAGCAAUCACAGAUGUGCUUUGUUGGUUGCCAAUUGGCGUAAUUGGUUUUCUGACGUUCAGGGGAAUUGACGUCGGGUCACAAGAGUACGCCUGGUUCGUUGUGGUUCUUCUCCCAGUCAAGUCUGCCUUGAACCCACUCAUCUAUAUGCUUUCAGAAACAUUAAAAUGGAUAACACGUAAACCUCAGAUGCCAAAGGUUUCACAUAGUUCUCAAAGUUCUCGUUCAAGCGAAAACACAAGACCUGGUGGAUUUGAUAAGAGAAAUGGUUCAACCAACAAGUUAAAAGCCGCCUAAUGAUUAUGUUAAGGCUAUUUUACUUUGUCAUUUAUAUUGUUUACUAGUGAAUAAAUAUUAUUUUAAAAUUG
Magallana angulata is the source of this 3083-nucleotide messenger RNA. RefSeq names its product G-protein coupled receptor GRL101-like. Bases 10 to 3012 code for a protein of 1000 amino acids. Gene Ontology annotation, cellular component: membrane. Gene Ontology annotation, biological process: G protein-coupled receptor signaling pathway. The transcript is spliced from 9 exons. Gene Ontology annotation, molecular function: G protein-coupled receptor activity; protein binding. NCBI's taxonomy places the organism in Eukaryota, Metazoa, Mollusca, Bivalvia, Ostreida, Ostreidae. The record is from RefSeq and is a predicted model, not a curated record.